AUAUAUACGACGCAGAUAAAAUUAUAAAUGAAAUUUUAUUCCAAAGUUUAAAGAUUGUAUAUAGAUAAUUCGGUUAUUAUGCCUUUUGCAUGAAUAAUUGAAGGUCACCCGGUAUAAAUCCAUUUGUUCCGCAGCGUCUCUUCGUGUUUUUUUGCUGUUAAAGGGACUAUUAAGAGAAAUAUGCGUGUCUACGCUUUUUGAGAAAAGAGUGAAUACAAGGCCAACAAAAGACCAGGAUCUUUAGAAACAAAGAAGACUUUUAGAGUGAGCGAGAAUCGUCGUGCCAUAAAAAAUCAUGGCAUACGUGGCAGUCCCGAUGGGAGAGAUGCAGGCUUCGCCAGAAAAUCAAGAAAAUCAUAAAGCUACGAACGGAUUUGAAUUUUUGCAACUACCUCAGCUACCGCUUGGACAGAUAGGCUACCCUCAAGCCCAUGACUGGAUUGAACACAGAAAAGCGAAUAUUCGGCCGUGGUCAUUGUUCCUUAACACAAACAACAUUAGGCCACCGCCAAGUAUAAGCAGACUGAGCAAGCGAAUUGUGAAGAACAUUGAAUAUUUCCAGAGCAAUUACCUGUUUGUGUUUAUUGGACUCGUCAUAUAUUGCUUAAUUACCUCACCUCUAUUGCUGCUGACGGUCGUUGGUUCUCUUGGAAUAUGUUACAAACUGUCUCAGCGGCAUGCAAGGCAAGAAUUGAUGGUACUGAAUCAUAGAUUAACUCUCGCACAAGUGUAUUCUCUAGUUGGAAUCUGUUCACUGCCCAUAUUUUUCCUCGUUGGGGCUCACGCGGUUGUUUUUUGGGUACUUGGGGUCUCUUGGUUUAUGAUAACACUCCAUGCUGCCUUUUAUAACAUUGACGCAGUACUGUGCCCAGGAGAGGAGGAACUCAAUGCAUUAGUUAUGCAAGAAGUAUGAUUACAAAACGCUUAACUUACCAUUAAAAGAAUAAUUAAUCCUUCAAUCUCUCUAAAAUAUUCAGGAUAAUACAGAAAUUAUAUACAAUUAUAUAUUAUUUAAUAAUUUGAUAAAUGUUACUUCCUGUACAUAAUGUGUGUAUAUAUAUAUAUAUAUAUAGAUUUAUAUAAACAAGUUAUAUCAAAAAUAGAUCUGUUCAUGUAAAGCUACAUAUCUCAAUAAUAAGUAUUUUAAAUACAUUGCAAACUUGUUUAUAGAAUGAUAAGCACAUCGCCAAAUAGAGUAUAUUUCUUGUAUAAAUCUUUAAUUAUAUUAUAUGAUGUAAAGAUGAUAGGUUUGUAUUUGUAUGAGGAAUGUAUAACAUUUUUAUAAUUCACUCAAAUUAGUAACAGCAUUUGAAAAAUGAUGUAAGUUGGACUCUUUGUACACGAAUUUUAAAUAAACUUCCAAAUUACAAAGUAACGCUGCAAUAAAA
Molecule: messenger RNA, 1388 nt
Organism: Solenopsis invicta (red fire ant)
Lineage: Eukaryota; Metazoa; Arthropoda; Insecta; Hymenoptera; Formicidae
Product: prenylated Rab acceptor protein 1
Exons: 5
Coding region: 296-913 (205 amino acids)
Cellular component (GO): Golgi apparatus
Source: RefSeq, a predicted model, not a curated record